AUGAAUCUGGAAACUCCUUGGGGAACGCUUAUCAGAUUGACGAAAGAGCGUGUGCAGAUUUUUCGAGAUUUUGUACAGCAAUCAGAAAGAUUUACUCGUGAAGACGUGAAACACGAGAUUCGUCAUCAUUGCUCGUUUUUCACCGAAUGGUCGAAUGUUACCAAGUUCGCCGAUGAGCCGAUUGAUUAUUUUUCGGAAUACGCUUUUCAGCGAGUG
Molecule: messenger RNA, 216 nt
Organism: Mesorhabditis belari
Lineage: Eukaryota; Metazoa; Nematoda; Chromadorea; Rhabditida; Rhabditidae
Source: the annotation of a GenBank genome assembly